Anopheles arabiensis is the source of this 3770-nucleotide messenger RNA. Its product is annotated as collagen alpha-1(I) chain-like. Bases 286 to 2250 code for a protein of 654 amino acids. The record is from RefSeq and is a predicted model, not a curated record. The transcript has a single exon. Lineage: Eukaryota; Metazoa; Arthropoda; Insecta; Diptera; Culicidae.
GUUUCUGCGAUCGAACGAAGUGGAGUGGAUUUUCCCCAGUGGCUGUGUGCGGUGAAAAACGACUUUGUGAUUGACGAGACAUUCGUCCUAAUUUUUCCUCCCAUAUAUCGAACUCGUGUGCCAAAAAGAGCAUUAGUAGUGUAGCAAGUGCAACAAGUGAUCAAUACGGAUUAAAGCGCAGAAACAGUCCCGUGAAGGUCAAACCUCUUUAGGAGAGGUGUAAAACAGACGCGCUCGCGGUCGGAUCGGGAGAAAGUGACUCCGGUCGAGCAAACGAGCGAAAAAAUGCGUAGCGUCGGGUGUUACGAAAAUAGGCAGCAGCUGCAAGCGCUGACCAUCUGUGCGCUGUUGGCCGUGUCCACACUGUUGCCGAUGGUCGAGUCGGCCAAGUUUAAAAGCCGCUCGAAACCGUCGUCCUCCUCGUCCUCGUCGUCGGGCCGUGUGUCGAAGCCAAGCUCAUCUUCUUCCUCUUCCUCCAGCUACAGCAAUCCGGGCAGUCUGAGCUACAGCAACUACCAGUCCAAGCCUGCUCCGAAACCGUCCGCUCCGGCCGACACGUCGAACCAGCGCAACAUCGGAUGGAACGUAAACAGUCAGGCCAAGCCAGCGACGGGAGCUGCGGCGGUGAAUAAGCCUCCCUAUCCGGUGCAGGCCAGCGCUCCGGUACAGUCCAGUGCAGCGAAACCGCCGCCAUAUCCGGUGCAGGCCACACACAACACGCACCAGACGCAUGCGGGCGCUCCGCCACCGCCGUACUCGCAGGGACCACCGCCACCGUACUCGGCCGCCAACAAUCCGAACAUGCACUCGGGCUUCAACGUGCCACCGCCAGCGUACACCCCGGGUAAUCAGGGCUUCCGGCCGGGUCAGCCAGGAUUCGGACAGCCGGGAUCGUUCGGACAGCCCGGGUAUGGGCAACCAGGAUUCGGUCAGCCUGGAGCGGGCGGAUUCGGUCAGCCUGGAGCGGGUGGAUUUGGACAACCAGGAGCGGGUGGUUUCGGACAACCGGGAGCGGGUGGUUUCGGACAACCGGGAGCGGGUGGUUUCGGACAACCAGCGGGUGGCUUUGGAGCACCGAUGGGCGGUUUUGGCGGCGGUGGUGGUUAUCAUCCUCCGGCGGGUGGAUUCGCUGCCCCGCACGGCAACUUCCAGGGCGGUGGCGUUGCUCCGCCAGUGAACUAUGCCCCUGCCCCUUCGUUCCCGAUUGCGGCCAUUCCGGUUGGCGCGUACAAGCCACAAAGCUCGGGCAUCGGUGUCGGUGGUAUUGCGGCCAGCGUUGGAACGGGUCUGUUGGCGGGAGCGGCUGGUUCCGCCCUGUACAAUGCCCUCCGUCCGGAGGAUCGCACACGGUACAGCCAGGGAGGUUCGGGCGGUGUAACGAUCAUUAACAACGUUCCUGCUGCACCGGCAGCUGCACCUGCUGCCGCUGCCACUCCGGCAGAGGGAGCCGCUCCAGCAGCCGCUGCUGCACCAGCUCCAGUCGCUCCGGCAACGGAUUCGGCUGCGGCUGCUGCUGCCGCCGCCGCUGUACCUGCUGUCCCACCUCCAGCGGGGGCUCCUGCUGCUCCUGGUCCCGAUGGUCAAGCGUCCGUCCCGCUGGCUCCGUUCCCAGAAUCUACUGCCGACAACUCGACUUCAUCUGCAGCACCACCGGCAGCAGCAGUUUCUGAGGCCGCAGAAACGAUGAACCAAAACGCCACCACCACGACGGAAGGAGAACAGCAGACGCCGGCAAACGGAACGGAAACGAUGGUCCCACUGGCACAAGCACCACAGGUUGAUGAUGCUGCUGCUGCACCCACCGAAACGACCACGGUGAACCCGAACGCGAAACAGUACAUCCCACCGCCCGGCCAGUACUACCCUGCCACCGGACAGUACGUUCCACCGGGAGAGUACGAUCCAGCGACGGGCAUCUUCACCCCGGGACGCUACAUCCCCGACACGACCAUCUUCCAGUCGGGUCAGUUCGACCCGCUAACGCAGAUGUUCACGCCGGGGCGGUACGAAGCCAAUGGUCAGUUCAUUCCCGACCCGAACCACCCGCCACUGUCACUGGCACCGCCGGCUGAAGGACAGGCUGCUGUCACACCAGCUGCCGCUGCUCAGACGACCCAAUCGGAACCCGUCACACCGGCCGUUGCAUCGCUGCGGACGGCGAGCGGAGCCAGCAUAAAGACCGUUUCACUCAUGACAGCGCUUGGUGCGCUGAUCGUGUCGGAAGCUUUCCGUCAGUUGGUACGCUUCUAGGUCUUUGCCCUUCCCGAAUUGCGCCUUUCUUUCUAGUCCUGGAACCCAGGGAAGCAAGGACAACGAUGGUUAACAUUUUUGUUGUUAAAGCAGUGAGUGAGUGAAUAUUGAGCAUUUUUUGUUUUCUGGAGCAAUACUAGUAGGCCUUGCAAUCCAAGUGCAGUUUCUGUCGAAGCAUACAGUAGAACAGAGUAUUACAGCAAUCGCAGCCCAACAGUUGUGAGAUGGGGCAUCCCCACACAAGAGACAGAGAUAGAGUGAGAGCAGAACAGGUUUAGCGUAUCAAAGGUUUAACACCGGCAGCCUUAUUAGACAUUCAUUUGCAAACAGGUUUCCGAACGAAACGAUCACACACAGAUUCGCAAUAAUCGUAAGAUCUCGUGAUGCAGACGGGUUAGAGUUGAAUUUUGAUUGCAACAUCAAUCAACAGAACAUUAAUUCUCUUAUGGAAGUUAUUUUUCUCCCAAUGAAACCUUUUAUACAUGCGAACUGAUAGACUGCAAAAGGCAAUCUAAACAUUAGAAUCUUACAGAAGGAAAAUAGUAUGUUUAAAAUACUCAUAUUUUGUUGUUACCAGCUACAGGAAUCUCUUGAUCUUUAUAUGACAGUUGUAAUUGAAAAUCCAUCCACGAAUAUCUGCGAUCCCUCUAGGGCGAUCGAUAAGGGACUGUAAUCUCAACUCUUUUUACACGCAUUUACAUGUCAAUAUCUUUAGGGUCUGUUAAACCCAACUUAUUAUCCACUAUACUCUCUCCUGAAACUGAACUGUUCUCUCUAAAAUCCUACCCCGUUGCCCUCUACGCUACUCAGUGAUAUAAACUCUGGUGUUGAAGUUGAACGAUAUUGUAUCUUGAAGCGAUUAUAUACCCGGAAUGUGUUUCUAUUGCAACAUAAACAAUGGACUCUUCCGCAUGGAAGCAACACAAAUCAACAUGUUCGUAGUGCGCUGUACAGUACAGCCUUCAGCAAUACCGCACGCUCGAGCCACAAGCAUCCUAAUAUGUUUUAUAUAACUAAAUAUCUCCAUGGUCAAUAUAGAUCGAAAGGUUUAUCAUGUUUGUUUCUACACACAGUACUGGUUUACUGUCAAAACAAAGCGAUCGAGAACGAUCACUUAUCUACGAAGACAAUCAAUAUGUCGCUUAUGUCUUUACAUGGAACCCGGGUGUGAUAUUAGGGAGUGGAAUUUCUUGGUGAUAAUGUUUCUUCAACUGUAUUGCAGCGUAAACUCUUCUUCGACCUUUCAAAGCACGUUUCUCAACACUGCGCUAUCGUGGAGAUAAGCCAAGCCAGGUACCCCAGGGCACUGCUUCUAAUGUGUCUUAUACGAUUUUUGUAAAAAAAAGAAAAGUUAUUGGUAAAUUACUUUACAGAGUAUUUUUUGGCAUCACAUUAUGAAUGAAAAAGCUUUUAAAGCAACCAUACGAAAGUGAAUCGGAAUUCGAUUGGGGGUAAUAGCUAUUGGUUUUAGGCACCAAAUUUUACUGAACAAAAAAUAAAUAAAACAAUUUCAAUUGGAA